Messenger RNA from Daucus carota subsp. sativus, 2860 nucleotides. Its product is annotated as AP2/ERF and B3 domain-containing transcription factor At1g51120. Bases 1660 to 2649 code for a protein of 329 amino acids. NCBI's taxonomy places the organism in Eukaryota, Viridiplantae, Streptophyta, Magnoliopsida, Apiales, Apiaceae. The record is from RefSeq and is a predicted model, not a curated record. Gene Ontology annotation, molecular function: DNA-binding transcription factor activity; DNA binding. The transcript has 7 exons.
AAAACAGCUUUUUUCUAUGAGGAGUUUCUUCAAGAACACAAUAAUGUUUAAGAGCACUCUUAUUCUGGGUGUUGGCUUUGGUUGUCACAUAUCUAAAAAAAAUGAUCCCAAAUAUAGAUCGUCACAUUUUAUUUUAUUUUUCUUUCUUGACAUUACACGAUCCAGGGGUGUUUGGAAGUUAGAGGUUUGGGGUAAAAUUAGACGUUUGGGGGUGUUUUAGAGGUUUGAUCAUUUCAAUCCGCUAAUGUUAGUGUUUGGUAGUUAGCGGAUUGAAAUAGAGGUUUGGGCUAAAAAGCUAAUUUUCAAAAAGUUAGUUUGAGGAGCUUUUUGGGUUAGCGGUUUGGGUGUGUCACAAAAAGCUCAUCAAACAGCUAUUUACUAAACAGUUUUACAAGAAACCGCUAAUUCAAUCCGCUAGUCAAAAUAUCUAUUUAAAUCAGUUAGUCAAAACAUCUAAUUCAAUCCGCUAACAGCUAAUUCUCAAAGAAGGCCUUUUAAAACCCUCAAAGGUCCUUCAAAUAGUAACAUUUUACUCCCAAAAUAUAAAAUCUGUCUUAUCAUUUUCAAAUCAAAAUGUAACACGAUCUAACUCGAAUACGAGACCGUUGGAUUAUCUGAUAUUACCAUUAAUAAACUAUACUUAUUUAGAACCAAUUCUGACUAUAACCUGCGGGGCCAAUUCUCCCAGCUCUGUUACUUUGGGUAUCACCUGAGGGCCAUUCUCCCCGAGCAAGCUGAAAGCUGAAAAGGCUUCAUCAAACUUUUCUGGGUAGUGCCGAAAUCGAAAAAUAAACGAAAUAGGGAAUGAAGCUAGUAUUAUGCUCCUGAGUCCUGUCCAAAUUUGUCAAUGAAUCCUGUUACAGAAUUCAUUAGAGGAUCACAAGGCCAAUCAUCAUUUUAUGAACUUGUUUGCUACUGAAACAUGAUUUACUUGUUACGAAUCUUAGUGGAGCCAUCAUUUGCUUCAACCCCAUGUCGAAGCAUCAUAUUAGUGUAAAUGUCAGAAGGCUGUCAUCUGCAGAAAGGGGCUGGUUCAGGAAAUAAAGAGCCAAUUGGUCCUCAUAGUGGAAAAACCUCUGGUAUUAAUGCAGUAGCCAGUCAUAGCAUCAGAGUCAAGCAUUAAGUGUUGGUGCAGCAGCAGCAGAAAUCUUGUUUCUGGUGCCGAUCAUUUAUUCUAGAGAGAUGCAAAUGAAUGAUGAACCUCAUGUUCUGGAUGAUUCUGGAAUCAGGUCCAAUGAGGAUAGCGAUAAUGAACCUAGCACCUGGGAUGUUGAUGGAUCUGCUGAUAAUAUACGGAGGUAGAUAAUGGAGCAGAAUCAGAUCUUGAGUUUUACAACUAAGCCAAAGCACAACAUAGGGCAACACUUAUUUCCAGUUCAGAGAGUUCAAGGUCUGUGUUAAAUUGCAAUUGCAUUGCUAAGUGUGCGGCGGGUACGUAAGAUACAUUCAUAACCCCAUCUAUUCCAGAAUGCAGGAAUUCAGUACUAAGUCAGCGCGAAAAAAUGGCCAUUUUUGGUAACCAAGCAAAAUUUGAACUGCGAACAGCCGCUAUACAUAUGCAUAAGUACACAUUAGCCACACAGCCAACACACACUAGCCCCUGCAACAAAUUUGUUUCUGAGCUCCGCAUAUUCUGAGGAAUUUAAUAGCUAUUAAACAAUGAAAAAUCUCUUGAAUGUCACAGCACAUAUGCUUGGGCAAGCUUCAGGUUCAGACGAUAUGAGGCAUAACCUAUCAUGUACUAAGCGUGCAAGACAAGAUAGAAAUAUUUUCAGUUCAGGUCCCAAGGGAGUCGUUGCUCUACUGAGUGGAAACUGGGCAGCCCAUGUUUAUCUAAAUCAUAACUGGAUUUGCAUAGGAAUUUUCAAAACAGAGAACGAAGCUGUCAGGGCUUAUGAAAGCUCAACCGCCAAAAUUUUGGUCGAUUGUCUUAAUAUAAACUUGCAAAAGAGAAGCAACACUGCACAAGAACUAAAUAUUCUGAAACAAGCCCGCAUUGAUGGUACCGGCUCGUGCAGAUCUGUCAAUACUUCCCAGGUGCACGGGACACAAAAGUUUACACGCACCCAACUAUUUGAAAAAGUACUUACUCCUAGUGAUGUAGGUAAGCUCUACAGAAUUGUGAUCCCAAAGAUGUAUGCUAAUUGCUUCUCAUCUAUUUCCGAUGGAAAUAAGUCUAGUUCAGAGGUGCUACCAUUUAAUGAUGAGAUAGCUUUCUAUGACCGGUCAAUGACACUGUGGAAGUUUCGCUACUGUUACUGGAAGGCAAGUAAAAGUUAUGUCUUCUCAAGUGGCUGGAUAAAUUUUGUGCGAGCAAAUAAGCUAAACUCAAAGGAUAAAGUUAUUUUCUUCAAGUGUGAGCAUGUCGAGACAGCUGUUGUUCACACAUAUUUUGCCAUCGAUGUGGAAUAUUAUGCUGAUAGAGGUGGAGUUGAGGAAGCCAGCAGUAACAGUGGAAAAUAUGUUACUAAUGGUGAACAAUUUCAUUUGAAGGAAGGGGUGCAGAAUAUUAACGAUGAACAGAAUGAUUGUGGAACUGCAUGCACCAGGCACAAGAGGAAUAUAGAAGUUGACAAUGACCUGGAAAGAACUGGAUCUGGAAAGGCACCACAGACAAGUUUUAAGCUUUUUGGGGUGAAAAUUGCUUAAGAUACUAUCUGGCAAUACUGGUUUUAAUCUCUCCUGUUAUAAUGAUAAUCAUAUAGCCAUGCAUGCGAGUGAGUCCAUGAGCCCAUCGAUUGUCAUGGAAUUUAGCACAACUCGUUUGUACCUUAUUAUUAAAUUUUAGUAUAAGAUUGGACCAAAUUUUUAUAGUGAAAAUGCAUAUAUCACAAAUUUCUAUUUCUUAAAAUAAUGUCCA